AUGUCAUUUUUAGAUGGAGGAGGAGGAGCUGACUGCGGGCCAGCCAAUCCCAUGGCAAGCUUGAUGAAGCAAUUUGGUCAAGACAGAUCGAUACAACAAGAUCGUUUUGGGCCUGAACAAAGAGGUGAAAGCUCUAAGGCAGCUUUUCGAACUCGCCAAAGACCUACGCCAAGUGGACAACUGACAGAUGGAUUUUUCAGAGAAGAGACCGCAAUGGAAAGACCAAAUACCAACGUAUUUCAAUUUAACGGGUUAAACAGAGAACUUGAAAGAUUACAGCAGCCGCAGCUUUCAUCAGGACCACCGCCCCCGACAGCCGCAGCGCAGAAUUGGGCAAGUGAUUUUAUGGCACAUCAGGGUUUGCCUUUACCUCAGAACGAACAGUUUGGAGAAUUUGAAAAGAUCUAUAAUAGCCCUCAGCAAGCUGUUCCCCAUCAUGCAUGGCAAGAAGAGUUUCAUUCUUUACAACCACAGCAGCAACAACAACAACAGCAUCAUCAUCAGCAACAAUACCGACAUCAGCCAGCUUUAAACUUAUCGCUUCAUGAGCGACAAGCAUUUGAAAGAGCCUUUGAUGAAGCAAGGCAAAAUGCACCUUCUAACUGGGAACAAGAAUUUGUCGCCAAAGAACAUGAUGCUUGGGCUUCUGAAUUCGAGCAACUGGAGAAGAAUGACACGCAAGUAACAGCCAACAAUGAUAACGAUGCAUUAGCCAAGACAGCAGGUAUGCUGCUCGAUUCAGUGGAUGUUGAAUCAAACCCUAAAUUCAAAAAUUCGCAAUUUAUGAACUUGAUGCGUCGACUCAGAGAUAGUGAAGUGGCUAUUGAAGGAGAUAGAAUGGUAGAGACGAAUAAGUCUGCAGCAGGUGAUUGGGCCACUCAAUUCAGUGGUCAACAACAGGCAGACAGCAGUACAGCGGGUAAUAUGUGGUCGACCGAAUUUGCGAGUAAAUUAGAACGCGGCUGGACCUCUGAAUUCCAUCAGGAACAAAGGCAGCAUCAACACCCUGGUGAUUGGGCUUCAGAAUUUUCGACACAACAGCUGAGCCAUCGACAGCAAGAAGAAAUGCAACGGCUUUUUGGAAAAGGCACAGAAACAGAAGACUGGAUCGAGCAAUACAACAAAAAUAUCGCUCAUCUCAAAGAUGCCCAGGAUCAUGAAUGGGAUACAAUGCAAAAGGACUGGGAGCGUUUUAAACCUGAUUUACAAAAAGGUUUAGGCUAUCGAGCCUCCAACCCCAAUUACGACACCUAUCAUUUUGCCAUCAACAAUCCUUAUUUGAUGAAUCCUCAAGCGAUCGACUCAGCAGAUCAUGGAAAUUUGGCAGAAUCCAUUUUGGCCUUAGAAGCGAAAACUCAACUUCAGACAUCGGACGCCAAUGCCUGGAAAUUACUCGGUUUACGUCAGCAAGAAAAUGAGAGAGAUGAUGCUGCUAUUGCUGCCUUACGACAAGCUGUGCAAAUGAAUCCUGGUCAGUUAGAUGCUUGGUUGGCUUUAGCCGUCAGUUAUACGAACGAGAAUUGCCGCGCAGAUGCCUAUGACGCCUUAGAGCAAUGGCUCGCCAACAACCCUAAAUACCAACAUCUGCUCAAUAAGCAAGCGAAAGGACAAACAGCUGCGGAAAUCCACUACUACAUUACCAACUUAUUUUUAGAAGCGGCGCGAAGUUCGCCCGGUGAGGAAAUGGAUGCGGAUGUUCAAGUAGGAUUGGGCGUCCUAUUCAAUGUAUCAGAAGAGUACGAUAAAGCCAUUGAUUGCUUCAAAGCAGCUGUGAGAAGUCGACCACAAGACUAUCUACUGUGGAACAAAUUAGGUGCUACCUUGGCGAACUCGCGCGAUACAACAGGUGCCAUCGAAGCUUAUUUCCAAGCCUUAGAAAUCAGUCCUACCUACGUGCGUGCACGAUAUAACUUGGCAAUUAGUUGUGUUAAUUUGGGUCAGCAGCGAGAAGCAGCAGAGCAUUUGUUGACAGCAUUAGCAAUGCAGCAAGCCAAUAAUGUGAUACCGCAAGUGCCCGGGGGAAAUAAUGUUUUGACGGAUGACCGCGGUAAUACGGUGAAGAUUGCUGGUGGUAUGAGUGAUAACGUAUGGAGAAGUCUUCGCAUGCUCAUGUUAAAUAUGAACCGCGAUGAUUUAGCGAGGGCAUGCGACGCCCGUAAUCUCAAUGCUUUUCGUGCAGACUUUGAAUUCACAACAUAA
Mycotypha africana is the source of this 2199-nucleotide messenger RNA. RefSeq lists its product as uncharacterized. Gene Ontology annotation, cellular component: cytosol; peroxisomal membrane. Bases 1 to 2199 code for a protein of 732 amino acids. The record is from RefSeq and is a predicted model, not a curated record. The transcript has 6 exons. Gene Ontology annotation, biological process: protein import into peroxisome matrix, docking. NCBI's taxonomy places the organism in Eukaryota, Fungi, Mucoromycota, Mucoromycetes, Mucorales, Mycotyphaceae. Gene Ontology annotation, molecular function: protein binding.